This is a messenger RNA of Daucus carota subsp. sativus, 369 nucleotides long. Its product is annotated as AT-hook motif nuclear-localized protein 23-like. The record is from RefSeq and is a predicted model, not a curated record. Gene Ontology annotation, cellular component: nucleus. The transcript has a single exon. Lineage: Eukaryota; Viridiplantae; Streptophyta; Magnoliopsida; Apiales; Apiaceae. Gene Ontology annotation, molecular function: minor groove of adenine-thymine-rich DNA binding; DNA-binding transcription factor activity. Bases 1 to 369 code for a protein of 122 amino acids.
AUGAAUGCCAGCAGCACACCAGUCUUUCUUAAAAUCCCUAAUGGAUUUGAUGUCAUAGGUUGUGUGGUGCAAUUUGCACAGCGUUUCGGGGUUUCUGUAACUGUGCUUACUGGCCAGGGACUCAUUUCUGAUGUUUUUGUUGCGUAUCCACCUGGUGCAAUCCCUCCGCCAUGCGUUUCUACAAGCUUCCAGAUAAUUUCGUUUUCUGGGACUUACCGUUGUUUGGAUGCUGAUUCUGGAGACAUUAUUAGUUAUUUCCAUGUUCAAUUUGCAGAUGGUGCAAAUAAUGUUAUGGGAGGACAGGUUCUCUCUCACAUGAAAGCAGCAAGUACUGUUACGCUUGUUCUUGCCGUUUCUGCACAAGUCUGA